AUGCCCGCUGUUGGUGGUUACAGUAACUCAAGGAUUCCCCGCGAAAGGACCGUUGCUCCGGAAGACACAGCUCUUUUGAGCCUGUGGCCCCGCGCGGACAUGAGGCAGUGUGCACAACUGGCUCUCGAGUGGCACCGCCAACUCCCCACUCGAGAGCUCACCAUUUGUCGUUAUCGACAGGCGGGACAAUGGUGGUACCCGAGUAUCGCGAUGAAGUCGCCAUCACCUCGCCAUCGCCGACCCCCCAGCUUGCUUCCAUCUGCAACUCGCCGCAUCUUUCUGAGUAAAAAGAACCCGACCAACAGCGCCGCCACAGCCGAGAGGCGGACACCGGAAUGGUAG
Fusarium proliferatum ET1 is the source of this 342-nucleotide messenger RNA. RefSeq lists its product as uncharacterized. The record is from RefSeq and is a predicted model, not a curated record. The transcript has 3 exons. Bases 1 to 342 code for a protein of 113 amino acids. Lineage: Eukaryota; Fungi; Ascomycota; Sordariomycetes; Hypocreales; Nectriaceae.